Molecule: messenger RNA, 1500 nt
Organism: Rosa chinensis
Lineage: Eukaryota; Viridiplantae; Streptophyta; Magnoliopsida; Rosales; Rosaceae
Exons: 4
Coding region: 1-1500 (499 amino acids)
Molecular function (GO): protein binding
Source: RefSeq, a predicted model, not a curated record
AUGGUACGUUUGGUGUACGUUGUCUUGUUCAGAAAUCUAGAUGGGAUCAUUCUGGAGGAAGAAGAUAGAGGACAUAAAAGCAGAAGUGCGAAAGGGCCAGCAGUAGAGGAAAUUCUUAAAAUGCAUGAUAAGGCAACGCAUAGAUGGAAUACAUUCUUCAUCAUUGUCUGUGCAUUUGCGGUCUUCAUUGAUCCUUUGUUCUGUUAUAUCCAUGUCAUUUGGGAGCACCGUAUGUGCUUCCAUUACGACUGGACAUUGGUCUGGACAUAUAUUGGUUUACGAACAGCUGUUGAUGUCUUCUAUAUAAUUGACAUUAUCAUUUUCUUCUGUGGUAUUUGUAAGAAACGUCAAGGUAAAAAAUUUGGGGCAUGCUGGAAGGCUAGAAAUGAUCAGCAGACAGUACUUGCUUUGAAAGAAGUAAUAAAAAAACGGUACUUGCUUCCGUUAUCCAUCCUACCUCGCAUUUUGGUUUCUCUUCCCAUUCCAGAGGGACUCGUAGGACUCGCUUUGAUGAGUGUAUACUUUGAUCCAAUUUAUGUUAUUAUUAUUAUCACCCCUUUUCAAUAUACACUACGCAUCUUUCUCAUCUAUGGAUCCCAAAGGUGGCUUCCUAUAAAAAAGACUGCAACUGGAAGAUGGCUUAAGCCUUUGUUGGAUUUUCUUCCUUUCAUCCUUGCUUCUCAUGAGUCAAGAGCAAGGUCAUAUCACCUUAAAUUGAACGAAAAGAAGCAUUUGAUGAAACCGGAUAUAGAUUUGUGGUUAUCUAAGAAUGAUCUCUCUGAGUUGAAGACAAUGACCAAGGACUCCAAGGAUCUGAAGACAAUGACCAAAAAGAAAAAGACUCUAAAGACGGUGAUCAUUGAAAACAUAGACAAACUUGAAGAAAACAAAGACAUUAAUGUGCGGAAUAUCAUUUCUAUUCUUCCCAUAAAAUUCAAAAGAAGCCUCAUCCGCCUUCUCUGCUUGGCUUCACUAAAGAAAGUGUCAAUGCUUGCAAAUUUGAAUGAAGAAAUGUUGAAAGAAAUAUGUGAGCAUCUGAAGCCAGUCAUUUACACUGAAGACAACUACAUUGUUGAAAAAGGGAAACCACUUGGUAUGAUGCUCUUCAUCACGCAAGGACUCGGAUGGAGCUACACAACCAACAACGUCAAUGGUGGAGGAACAAACUGUGGUUCCUCAACCAAUAAGUGGUUAAGGCGAGGCGAUUUUUAUGGAGAAGAGCUAUUGAACUGGGCAUUCAAAUGUCCCUCCUUUACCGACUUACCCAUCUCGACUAGAACUGUUGUGUCCCAAGAAAAAGUCGAAGCAUUUGCUCUAAGGGCUAGCGACUUGAAGAGUAUAGUCUGUAAAUUCUGGUGGCAUUUUAUCAGGGAGCUCGAACAAGCAAAUUUAGAACAGUGGGAAAAUUCAGCAGCUUCUUCCAUACAAGGAGCCUGGCGCAACCGUUUGGCAAGGGCUAGGCAUUCAAAUCGCUGGGACAAAUUUACUGUUGAAUAUUAG